GCGGUUGCUGUAUGACCUUGAUGCAAAUAAGGUAAAUCUCUACCUUAUCGUGGCUAUGAAGGUCAAACUUCCUAGUUCAUAUCUCGCUGGUAAUUCAAACUGCAACCCGAGACGGAUCACCCUGUCAGGUGUUCGCGGCAGAUAUCUAGUGAAGUGUGGCCCGUGCCCAGUCUCGGCGUUGUGUACAUAGAAUUCCUCUAUCACAAUCGCACUUCUUUCCUUCCAGAUGGCUUCACAAACAGCUCCUAGAGACUUCCAGCAUCAGCCUCUGAUCGAAACCCUCACCAACUUCUACAACCUCCUAGCCGAGACCUGCUACAUCCAAACCUCCGACAUCCUCCUCCCCCCACACGGCGCAAACUUCAACCCCUCUCUCGGCGCGACCGACGGCUUCUCCCCUUCAGCCCUUACUCUACUCUCGCAACUACCAUACCUCUCCGAACAAUGCCAAACCAUCUCCCUCGAUGGCGGCUCAACCAAUCCGCUCUCCUACCUCACAGACCCAUUUCCAGAUGAAGACGGCAACCUCUCGAGAGGCUCUUGGCCAGAUGCGCGCGAUCCCACGUGUCUGGGCGACGAAGAGAUGAAGCUCCCAGAACACAUGGUCGCCAUCACGCUCGGCAAUCUGUACGGGACCUGGCUAAUCUACGAUCUGGAAUCUCGUGCGUCUCCAUCUAUCCUGUCGCAGACUUUUUAACAGAGGGCAGGCACUUUGCGCGCGUGGGACACGAUAGCCGGGGAAAUAGACUCCGCCGCAGACAUUGAGAAGCUGCCCGCGCUUGCGCCGGCAGAGCUGCUGGAACAAUGGGCGGCUAGAUUCAGAGCGCUGGAAAUCAUGCCGCUUGAGUUUU
Molecule: messenger RNA, 851 nt
Organism: Amorphotheca resinae ATCC 22711
Lineage: Eukaryota; Fungi; Ascomycota; Leotiomycetes; Helotiales; Amorphothecaceae
Exons: 1
Coding region: 227-697 (156 amino acids)
Source: RefSeq, a predicted model, not a curated record